GCAACACUCCCACCCCGAGGCCCAGUGCAGCCCCAGACCCCACCCCGGGGCCCAGUGCAGCCCCAGACCCCACCCCGGGGCCCAGUGCAGCCCUCCUCACUGCACCUCACCUCACCCCACCCCGGGGCCCGGCCGCUGCAAGCCCCGGCUCUCCCUCCCUCUCCAGCCCGGCCACACAGCCCUGCAGCCCGGGCCCGCCCUCACUCCACCCUCCCUCAUCACCCCGGGCCGAAGAACCGCUCACACCAUCCCGGGCGGAAUCCCGACCGAGCCAAAUCUGGGAAUGCCGUGCUAAUUCUGGCUUCAAAUCUGGGAAUAUCCCGAAAACGGAAAACCAAACGCCGAGCUGAUUCAUUCUGGACGGAUUAUCCUCAAAGUCUCUGGGAAAAACUGGGAAUACCGAGCCUGAUUUGGAGAACUGGGAAUGCCAGUGGAAUCUGAGAAGAUCGUCCCAAUCCCGGUGAGGCAAAUGGGGAUUACCGAGAUCAUCCUGAAUGGAAAACUGGGGAUACUGAGCUAAUCCAGGACAACGAAAAAAUAACCGGGAAAGCCAGCCAAUCAUCCCGAACGGAAAACGGGGAAUGACAAGCGAAUUCUGGGCGGAAAACUAGGAAUACUGUGCUAAUCAGCGAAGAAUUUGGAAUACAGGUUCUGAAUUUGAACGGAAGAUUGGGAAUACUGAAAUCAUUGUGGGCAGAGAAAGGAGAGCACUGUACUAAUCCUGAACAGAAAAGUAGGAAUAUUGUGCUAACCCUGGACAGAACGCUGGGAAUAGUGUACUGGGGAGCAGUUUUGUGCUAAUCCCGGACAGAAAACGGGUAAUAUAGUGCUAAUCCCAGUAAGGAAUUUGGGAAUACCGUGCUGAUCCCCAGUGGAAAAACUGGGAAUGCUGGUCUAAUCCCAGUGAGGGAUUUUGGAAAUAACAUAUUAAUUCCAGUCAGAAAACUGCGAACACCGAACAUCCCUGUGAGGGAUCUGUGAAUGCCGUACUAAUAUCAGUCAGAAAACUGGGAAUACUGAAUAAAUCCCUGUGAGGGAUUUGGAAGAACUGUCAUAAUCCUAGACAGAAAAUUGGGAAUACCAAACCAAUCCCAGUGAGAUAGCUGGGAAUACUGUGCUAAUCUCAGCCAAAGGAUCGGGCGCUCCGUGCUAAACCCAGCAGAAAGACUGGGAAUACUGAGCAAAUUCCAUCCACGGGGACUGGGAGAACCAAGAUAAUCCCCGUGAGAGAACUGGGAAUACCAAAAUAAGAUUGGACACUGGACUGACAAAGCUAAGGUAUCGGCUACGGGGCUGGGAAUAUACAUUUAUUCUGAGCCACAGGACUGGGAGCACCAAGCUAUUCCCAAGCAGGAAGCCAGGAGCACGAAACUGGGAACGCUAAAUUAUCCCUAGCAACAGGACUGGGAACAAUUUACGUACCCCAACGUACGAGACUGGGAAAAACAAUUUAUUUAUUUAUUUUUUCUCUUCCCUGCUGCUAGAAUCAGUCUUCCAAAUCCUGCAACCUAGUACCAGGGAACAGUAGCCACCACCCCCAGGGAGCUCUGGAGACUGGGAGCGCUCUGGCGCACACCGGAAUCGAAAAGUCGGGAAUUGAAGCAGGAAUCUAAAGCGUAACCUAGCAAAGAGAUCCCAGUGGUGCAUCGGGGGGAAAAACCCGGGAAACAAUCCGGGAAACGUCGCUAAUAAAAAGACUGGCUGCCGACUGGGAACACUGGAACCGGGCUAGUUUGGGAAAACUCGACGGGAGUCUACCGACGUUCCCGAACUGCGAUUUAAAAUUAAAAAAAAUCCCAGUGAGGGAGAAAAACGAACUGGCUUUUAGACUCGACGGAUUUUCUGAAAUGAGGACUGAAUUUUAGACCUGGUGCGGUCGGGAUCAAGCCAAAGUGGGAAGUCUCCGUUCCCCCUUUUAAAAAAAAUUUAAAAAUUCCUUUCCGUUCUCCCAAUCCGGGAGAUGGGAUCGGUGGGAGAGUGAGCGCUAGAGGCCCGGAUUUUUGUUUUCCCCCUCCUCCCCUCUCACACAUCCCUGAGCGGCAGGGAACGCCAGGAUUCUGUUGGGCUCCUCGGUUUAUGUGCAUCCCAUGGAACCCAAGGUGACGUCGCCGAUCACGGCGGCAGAGAAGGUCGACGGAUUCAGCCGCAAGUCGGUGCGGAGGGCGCGACAGAGGAGAUCCCACGGCUCAUCCCAAUUCCGCUACCAGAGCAGCCAAGUGGAGCUGACCCCCCUGCCCCUCCUGAAAGAUGCCCCAGUCUCCGAGCUGCACGACCUGUUCUGCAAGAAGCUCCAACAAUGCUGCAUCAUCUUCGACUUCAUGGACUGCGUGGCGGACCUGAAGGGCAAGGAGAUCAAGCGGGCGGCCCUCAACGAGCUGGUGGAGUGUAUCGCCACUGGCCGUGGACUUCUCAUCGAACCCAUCUACCCGGAGGUCAUGAAGAUGAUCUCCGUCAACAUUUUCCGGACCCUUCCGCCGAGCGAAAACCCGGAGUUCGACCCAGAAGAGGAUGAGCCCAAUCUAGAAGCUUCCUGGCCCCACUUACAGGUGAGAG
Leucoraja erinaceus (little skate) is the source of this 2553-nucleotide messenger RNA. RefSeq names its product serine/threonine-protein phosphatase 2A 56 kDa regulatory subunit beta isoform-like. Gene Ontology annotation, cellular component: cytosol; protein phosphatase type 2A complex; nucleus. NCBI's taxonomy places the organism in Eukaryota, Metazoa, Chordata, Chondrichthyes, Rajiformes, Rajidae. The transcript is spliced from 3 exons. The record is from RefSeq and is a predicted model, not a curated record. The annotation marks the transcript as partial. Gene Ontology annotation, molecular function: protein phosphatase activator activity. Gene Ontology annotation, biological process: signal transduction; protein dephosphorylation.